AUGAGCAGCGAUAAUUGUGGUCGGAUCCGGUGGGUGCUUGGUCUGGGAUACUUGGUACAAGGAUUUAGGGGUUUCCCUUGGCUUGGAGCGAAUUUCUUCCUGACAGAUGAGCUCCGUGUGAAUCCUUGUGUGUUGCAGCUUCUCCAGAAUUCGGCCAAUCUCCCUAUGGUCGCUAAGCCCAUCUACGGUAUCCUCUCCGACGCUGUCUUCUUCUUCGGCCAGCACCGUAUCCCUUACAUCGCUUUUGGAGCCUUGCUUCAGUCAUCCUCAUGGCUUGCCAUUGCUUUCCUCUCCAGAUCCAAUGUCUCGAUCUUAGCUCUGUCCCUCUAUCUUCUCCUUAGCAAUCUCGGUGCUUCGUUAGCAGAAGUAGCGAAUGACGCCAUUGUUGCUGAGGCCGGAAAGCAAAACGGUAAUGAGUCAUUACCUUCCUUUGUUUGGAUGGCUUCUUCUCUCGGUGGAAUCCUGGGAAACCUUUUAGGUGGUAUUGCCAUCAAAACCUUUUCCUCUCAGUCCACAUUCUUCUUGUUUGGCAUUCUGGCUCUUGUUCAGUUCCUUGUCACCAUAAGCAUCCCAGAAAGCUCUCUCAAUCUUCCCAAAAACCCAUCACCUGCUGGUAUCGGAAAACAUAUCUCCGACCUCUCCCUCGUGCUCAGGAAGCCGGAGAUUUCUUACUCCAUUGCCUGGAUUGCGUUAUCAACCGCUCUUGUUCCUGUUCUGAAUGGGACAAUGUUCUUUUACCAAACUAAGUUUCUGAAAACCGACGCAUCGCUUGUAGGGAUCUCCAAGGUCUUUGGCCAAAUUGCAAUGCUCUUUUGGGGUCUUGCAUACAAUCGCUGGCUGAAAUCUAUCCGCCCCAGGAAACUCAUCGCAGCCAUUCAGGGAACAAUAGCUGUCUUUGUCAUAUCCGAUCUCUUGUUCGUCAAAGGCGUUUACCGCGAAUUGGGAGUGCCUGACUCUGUAUAUGUACUCUUCUUUUCUGGAAUCUUGGAAGCUCUCUUUUAUUUCAAGACUCUGCCUUUCACCGUCUUGAUGGCCCGCCUCUGUCCUCCUGGAUGCGAAGGCUCUCUCAUGGCAUUUGUCAUGUCAGCCAUUGCACUCGCCUUCAUAGUUAGCGGAUAUCUUGGAAUAGUUCUCGCAUCAUUUGUCGGGGUGACGGAGGAUGAUUUCUCCGGGUUUACUCGUGGACUCGCUAUAGAAGCCAUCUGCGUUGGGAUUCCGCUCAUCUUAACUUCCUGGAUAUAUGAUGAAACGGAAAUAAAGGAGCAAAGUAAAAAGAAGGAAUGA
Messenger RNA from Arabis nemorensis, 1284 nucleotides. The record is from the annotation of a GenBank genome assembly. NCBI's taxonomy places the organism in Eukaryota, Viridiplantae, Streptophyta, Magnoliopsida, Brassicales, Brassicaceae.